AUGUUCGCCUUCAGUGUAUGGGUUGGCUUCUAUGCGUGCCAGCUCCAGGGGACUGCUCUUCGAGAGCCCAAUAAACAGAAUAACUUGCUGUUGCUGGUUUCGCAAGGCACAUGUGCAUUUGAGAAGUGGGAAAGGCCCUUAGGCUGGCACCCACAGUACGGGCCUCGUUAUGUGGUCUAUUGGGGAGGUUCAGCAGGUUCAAAAGAGCCUUCAUUGGGUACUUGUACAUACAGUCACUACGCUGUGCGUCUUGACGAUACAACGACUCCUCAAUCUCCUUUCGAAGAUUACAUCCUGGCCUCGUUCUAUGAAGACUCUCUUUUAAAUGGAUCUCCUCCUCCAGCGCAAGACGAACAACAGGUUCUUCUUGCACAGUUGCCAUUCUAUGAGCCGCCGCCAACUGCACGCGGGCUGCGUCUUAAAGUUCCGGUGGGGGCUUGGAGCCGAGUGUUGAGGGCGCUCGAGACAAUCGCCCUCGAGCUUUGUUUAGAAUUCCUGCGGCGGCUGGGUGAGGUGAAAGAGCAGCCAUCUGCUGUUGUUGCUGCGAAGCUGGAGACGGAAGGGGCUCGUUUGCUUGUGUUGUUGCUAGAGAUAUUCAACUUAAUAAACAGGGAGAGGGAGUUGUCUUCUGAAGACCUCUCAGCAAUGAUGUCUGAUAAACUUGAACUUUUUUCUAAAAAUUUGAAAGCUCAAACUAACUGGGAUUCAGAAAAAUACAUCUAUUGGCUAGAGGUAUCCUCUCAGGUGACCGAAGAGGGUCUUCCGUAUUAUAUUCCAGAGAUGGAGGCAUCUAUUUGGCUUUCUUCUUUAAGUGUUCUUUCUUUGUCUUCCGCCGCUCAAGAUGGUCCUUAUAGCCGUAUUCUCGGUCUCUCCCCUUCUCCUUUUCUAGACUGUGAGCACUUCAUAUCUUCUCAGGCCUCUUUAAACCUUGCGGGAAAGGAGGCCCUAUGCAUCGAUUCCUUCUUUGCUGGAACGAUGGCUUUAAGAGGUGCAGCAGCUCAAAUCAUAGCGAUCAGUAGUGAAAGAGGAGCGCCUCUCAUCGAGCAGGCAGCAGCACGUCUUCGGAGAGCAGCAAUGCCAACAGCAAGAAACAUUACUCCCGAAAGCCCCUUCUAUCCAAUUGCCGCUCAGCUCUUGGAGGGUGCAGCAACAGCAGAAUAA
Messenger RNA from Eimeria acervulina, 1161 nucleotides. RefSeq lists its product as hypothetical. The coding region runs from base 1 to 1161 and encodes 386 amino acids. The transcript has 2 exons. Lineage: Eukaryota; Apicomplexa; Conoidasida; Eucoccidiorida; Eimeriidae. The record is from RefSeq and is a predicted model, not a curated record.